GGAAGGUGUUAUACGGCAGAACAACAACGUGCUUGCAAUCCGAUCGCAGAUCGAGCAGCUGCAAACGGGGCAUAGGAACAACAUAAUUAUGUUGCCGAUGGAUCGAUUGCUGGGGCUUGGUUGCCUACUGCUACUGUCGCUACACGUCGGUUCUGGGAGCGGCGCCAUAGUGACGGAUCACGAUCGAGUAGUGACGUGCUACAUCUCAACCUGGGCCGUUUACCGUACCGGUAGUGCAUCCUAUCCGCUGGACUCAUUCGAUCCGACCCUUUGCACACAUGCCAUCUACGCUUUCGCUGGUUUAGAUGAGGCGAAAAAUGCCAUCAAAUCGCUCGAUGCAUGGCAAGAUCUCAAAGAUAACUAUGGCAAGGGAGGUUACGAAAAGCUGGCGGGAAUGCGCGCAGCAAAUCCUCAUCUGAAAGUUCUACUCGCGAUCGGUGGCUGGAAUGAGGGUUCGGAAAAAUAUUCGAACCUUGCGGCCAAUCCCGAACGGCGGCAAGCCUUUGUGAAGAAUGCGCUCGAUUUUAUCAAACAGUACGGAUUUGAUGGACUUGAUCUGGACUGGGAGUAUCCGACGCAGCGCGGUGGAAAACCGGCCGAUCGUGAAAACUUUGUAGCGCUCGUACGCGAACUGAGUCAGGUGUUCCGGAAGAACAACCUGCUACUAACGUCGGCGAUCGGUGCGGGCAAAGAUACGAUCGAUGCGGCGUACGACGUUAAGGCACUCUCAAAGUACCUGGACUUCCUGCACAUCAUGUGCUACGACUACAAUGGCAGCUGGGACGGUAAGAUUGGUCCUAACGCACCUCUUACCAGCCGCGACUUCCUUAACGUCGAGUAUUCGAUCGAGCAUCUGCUGGAGCUUGGAGCCCCAGCUAGUAAACUCGUCCUCGGACUACCGUUCUAUGGCCGCACGUUCGUCAGUACCAUUGCUAAGGCGCGGCUAGGCGAUACAGCGGAUAAGGUCGGGUUCCCCGGACCAGCCACCAAAGAGAACGGUUUCAUGGGCUACAAUGAGGUAUGCGAGGAGCUGAAGCGUAAUCCAGGCGAUUGGACGCUCGAAUGGGACUCGACCGCAUCGGAGAUGGUGGCAACCAAGUCAAACAGUUCCAUGUCACAAGUGGUGGUGUACGACAGUACGCGCUCGAUCGCGAACAAGGUUCGCUUUGCGGUUCGUCAAAAGCUGGCCGGACUGAUGGUUUGGUCCGUCGAUACCGAUGAUUUCAACGGACUAUGCGCUCCGGAAGAGGACACGUACAAAGACUUUGGCGAUCGGAACCAUGUGGCCCUAUCGAUCCCAGCUGCUGUUACUGGAAAAUAUCCACUGCUAAAGACGAUCAGUAACGCCAUCGUCGUAGCGUCGGAUGAGUUGACGCAAGAAAACGUCAUCCCACACGAACCGGAUGAAGUACCUGCGGCUGGUGGAUCGACCACGGGACCAUCGGGAGCCACAUUGGCUACCGCUUCGAGCACACUUCUGGCUAUGGUGUUGUUCAUUGGAACGGUUACCUUCACCGCCCGAAGGCUGUAA
Anopheles moucheti is the source of this 1531-nucleotide messenger RNA. RefSeq names its product probable chitinase 2 (gene Cht2). The transcript is spliced from 4 exons. The record is from RefSeq and is a predicted model, not a curated record. Bases 89 to 1531 code for a protein of 480 amino acids. Gene Ontology annotation, molecular function: chitin binding; chitinase activity. Gene Ontology annotation, cellular component: extracellular region. Gene Ontology annotation, biological process: chitin catabolic process; carbohydrate metabolic process. Lineage: Eukaryota; Metazoa; Arthropoda; Insecta; Diptera; Culicidae.